Messenger RNA from Rubroshorea leprosula, 5460 nucleotides. The record is from the annotation of a GenBank genome assembly. NCBI's taxonomy places the organism in Eukaryota, Viridiplantae, Streptophyta, Magnoliopsida, Malvales, Dipterocarpaceae.
UUAAUGAAAUUAGUGUGAAGAAAGAUGAGAGAGUUAGAGAGAGAGAGUGCUAGGGUUAGGGCUAGGUUUCCGACAGCCAAGGACAGUGGCAGUGGGAUCAGGAGGCAGCUUCCACAGUAUGGCAAGCAGUAUCUUGGGCAGGCAACUUCGUAUUUCUUCUAUGAUUUUCCAGCAGAUCAAUCAGCAAAGGAUUUGUGGUAUUGUUUUUGGUCAUUUGGGAAGGUGGCAGAUGUGUAUAUUCCAGCAAAGCACGAUCGAAGAGGCCGUCGGUUUGGGUUUGUUCGUAUGGUGAAUGUCUCAAAUGUUAGGGAGAUGGAGAGGAAGUUGAACCAGAUUAAGAUAGACUCUUAUUAUCUCAAGGUGAAGCUUGUUGAGAAUAUGAAAAGAGGAAGGGAGGAGACAGUGUUGGGACAGCACAAGCAGUUGGAGAAAAAAUGGAUUAGAAGAGAUAGUAAGGUGUCUUCGGGGAAAACUUAUGCUCAAGUCGUUGCUGGAAAUAGAGGUGCACUAGAGGAAGGGAAGUCCUCCACUAAUGGGGCCAAGCAGGGUGUUGCAACGAAAGGAAACGGGGCCAUGGAGGAUGCGGGGGAUGAGGUUUUAAGGGUGAGGGAAUUGAAGGUGAUGUCGGAGACAGCACCUGAGAAGGAUUCUGGGCCAGAAAUGGAGCGGGUUUUAAACUUUAUUCCUAAAGAUGAGGAAGUAGCAUGGCUGAAACGCAGUAUGGUGGCUGAGGUUCGGUCUUUGGAUAUGGUGAAGAGAAUCCAAAUCCAUUUGGAUGUGGAGGGAAUACUAGUGAAUGUGGCUCUGCUUGGUGGUCGACAAGUCAUUUUAGUGGAUAAUUCGGAAGGUGGCCUGGAGGAGUUUCUUACCCAAAAUGGAGAAGUGGUGGAAUUGUGGUUUGAAUGGAUAAAGCCAUGUUCUUUAUCCACAGUUUCUUCAUUGUGUAGACUGGUAUGGCUUCGGCUCAAUGGGGUUCCGUUGAAGGCAUGGAGUGAGAGAUGCUUCAUAGAAUUAGGGAGCAUAAUUGGAGAGGUGAUACUUGUUGAUGAGGAUACGAGGAGUAAAUCGUUUUUAUGCGAAGGAAGGGUGUUGAUUUUGAGUGCAGAAAAGAGGAAAAUAGCAACAACCAUUUGUUUGCGCGUCGAUGGUGAGGAUUUCCCAAUAGCAGUGUCAGAGGAGGAGUGGAGGAUGGAUCGGACUGGUGGUUGGCCGGAGAACGUCGAAAUCCAGCCACUCAACCUAGUUCGGAAUAUUCCAGCAGCGACGAUGGAGGAGGUGAUGACGGGUUACAGCAAUUUGAAUUUGAAUUUCAAUGGAAAUGGCCUUCUGUGCGAAGAUGGCAGAGAGGUGGCCGAAGAUCAUGCUGUGAUGGAUUUGGUUUCAUUUAAAGAGUUAAGUAGACAUGCAGAGUCGAAGGGAAAAGAAGCGGCUGGAACUCUGAAGGAGAUUUAUGCAAGGGAGGCUGGAGAGGACAAAUCGAUGAGAAGGGGCACUAGUUGGAUCACGGCACGAGCAAAGAGUAGAAGGGAUAGAAGGGUUCUAGCAACGCUAGAAGAGGUGAGGCCGAAUCUGCAGCAGGAGAGCUGCUCCGUGUCGGAUGGCUGCAUUCAGCACAAAAAUGGGAUAAUUCGACGGCAAUUGGAGACAAAAGAGGUGAUGGAAAUUUUUGAGUUGGGGCAACGGUUGGGGAUUCAGUGUCAACAAAACGAUGAAGAGGUGAUUUCUCGGCUGGUAGCUUUGGAGGAGAGGACUGUGAGGAAGGAGAUUGCUAAGUUAGUUAGAAAGGAGAGGCCAGAUUUUCUAUUUAUUCAAGAAACUAAAUUAGAGGAAGUGGAAGUUGCGUUAUGUAGAACUUUGUGGAAUUCAGAUGAUUUUGACUGGGUUAUGCAAAAAUCAGUGGGUAGUUCGGGUGGUAUGUUGUCUAUAUGGAAUAAGAAAAAUUUUGUCAAGCAAAGAGUGAUAGAAGGAAACGGGUUUAUUGGAAUUUCUGGUGAAUGGGGAAGUCAGCACACUACAUGCAACUUUGUUAAUGUGUAUGCUCCAUGUGAUAGGCAGAGGAAGGCUUCUUUGUGGGAAGAGAUUGGUGGAUCGAUUUUGGAAGUGGGUGGUAGAUGGCUUGUGGCAGGGGAUUUUAAUACAGUUCAAAAUGUCACAGAGAGGAAGGGAAGAUUAGGAGAAACUCAGGACAUGGAAGAUUUUAAUCAUUUUGUGGAAGGGACCGGGUUAAUUGAUGUCAGGUUGCAGAAUAGGAAAUUUACGUGGUACAGACCAAAUGGAACUUCAAUGAGUAGGCUUGACAGAUUUCUGCUAUCUACAGAAAUGAGUUUGUUGGAUAGGGAUUGGAAUCAAGUUGGUGUUCGAAGAUCAAUUUCUGAUCACUGUGCAAUUAUUUUGACAUCAAGAAAUGUGGAUUGGGGUCCUAAGCCUUUUCGAGUACUUGAUGCAUGGCAACAACAUCCAGAUUUUCGAGAAUUUGUGGAGAAUAGAUGGAAGGCUAUGCAAAUCGAAGGAUGGGCCUCAUACAAAUGUAAACAGAAGUUGAAGCUUUUAAAAGAAGAUUGUAAAGGAUGGAACAGUGGGGUGUUUAGCAAUGUGGAGACUCAAUUGGACACCCUAGUAAAGCAGGUUGAGAGGUUGGACAAAAAAAGUGAGGAGUAUGAGUUGGAAGAGAAUGAGGUGCUAUUGAGAAAGGAGUGUUUUCAGGGGAUGUGGGAAAUUCUAAGAAAGAGAGAAGCUGUGUGGAAGCAGAAAGCACGGACGAAUUGGGUUCGUUUGGGAGAUGCAAAUACAGCAUUCUUUCAUAGGAGUGUUCAUGCAAGGAGAGCACAGAAUGGCAUAUCUGGUAUCAUAGGCGAGAAGGGUUGGGUUGAGGAACCAGAUGCAAUCAAGGAGGAGGCAGUUAAGUAUUUUAGCAAGCUGUUUCGAGAUGAAAAGUGGCGUCGCCCUGUCUUGGGUGGGAUUCAAUUCCGCAGAAUAUCUGCGAUACAAAAGGAGUGGUUGGAAAGACCUUUCACAAUAGAGGAAAUUGAAGAAGGACUUCGAAGUUGUGAUGGAUCGAAGGCACCAGGACCAGAUGGUUUCAAUUUUAAUUUUAUCAAAUUUGCAUGGAGCACAAUGAAGGAGGAUUUUGUGAAUUUCCUGCAGGAAUUUCAUCGUCAUGGGAGGUUAGUUAAAGGUCUUAAUUCAUCAUUUUUGACGUUAAUCCCCAAAAAGUUGAAUCCAGUGCAAUUUAAGGAGUAUCGACCUAUUAGUUUGAUUGGGUGCUUGUAUAAGCUAUUGGCAAAAGUCUUGGCGAAUCGGUUGAAAAAGGUCAUAGCCAAUAUUAUCAGUGAAUCGCAAUCAGCGUUUGUUGGUGGGCGGCAAUUGGUGGAUAGUGUGCUGAUUUUAAAUGAGGCUGUGGAUGAGGUAAAAAGGAGAAAACAAGAGAGUUUCAUCUUUAAAGCUGAUUUUGAGAAAGCUUAUGACUGUGUGAAUUGGGAUUUUCUGGAUUGGAUGAUGGAUAAAAUGGGGUUUGGGGCUAAAUGGAGGAAGUGGAUUCGUGAAUGUCUCUCAACAGCUAGGAUUUCUAUUCUAAUGAAUGGAAGUCCAAUAAUGGAGUUUACAACUAGUAAAGGUCUUCGUCAAGGUGAUCCUUUGUCUCCUUUUUUAUUUUUAUUAGUUGGAGAAGGGCUGUGUGGGCUUGUUAGGAAAGCUGAGAGUGAAGGGCUUUUUCAAGGGGUGGAUAUUGGGACGAGGGGUAUGAGUUUGUCAUUGCUUCAGUUUGCAGACGACUUUGUUUUUAUGGGAAAGGCAUGUGCUGAUAAUUUAAGGGUUGUGAAGGCUAUUUUGCAUUUGUUUGAAUUGAUUUCAGGGUUGAAGGUUAAUUUCAGCAAGAGUCAUUUGUAUGGGUUUAACAUUUCAGAAGGGUGGGUAAAAGGUGCAGCAGCUAUUUUGCAUUGUGGAGUAGGCAAGGUGCCUUUUAUAUACCUUGGUUUGCCAGUAGGGGGGAAUCCGAGGAGGAAGAAGUUCUGGAAUUCAGUGCUGGACCGUUUUCGAUCUAAGCUUGCCUCGUGGAAAAGCCCACUACUGUCCUUUGGAGGUCGGAUUACCUUAAUUAACUCGGUACUUUCUGCUCUCCCUAUUUUUUACUUUUCGUUGUUUAAAAUCCCUAAAUGUGUGCUUAUUGAGUUAGUUAAAAUUCAAAGGAAUUUUUUUUGGGGUGGUGUGAAUUUGGAUAAAAAGAUUUCAUGGGUUAGUUGGGACAGUAUAUGUGUGGAUAAGGAGAGAGGUGGUUUAGGAGUGGAUGAUUUGGAGAGGAGGAAUUGUGCUUUGUUGGGUAAAUGGUGGUAUAGGUUAGGUGAUGGUUUAGAGGGUUUAUGGAAGAGGGUGAUUUGGGAGAAAUAUUAUGGGAGUCAAAAGGAGGUUGAAGUUACUUCAUUUGCAUCUUUUAAUAUGUCUCGGGUGUGGAAGGACAUUGUGAGUGUGGGUAGUGGGUCUGUAAGGCUUUUGGAGAUGCUUGUAAAGGGCUUUAAAUGGAAAGUGGGGGAUGGAAGUUGUGUGAAUUUUUGGAGCGAUAAGUGGGUGGGAGAAAAGCCUUUGAAGGAUUUAUUUCCUAGGUUGUUUGCAUUGUCUACAAAUAGGGAGGGGUUGUUAAAGGAUAUGGGUCUUUGGAGUGAUGAUGGUUGGGUAUGGGUUUGUAGGUGGAGACAUGGGUGUCUAGGGAGGGCGGUUGGUGAGGAAGAACAGCUUAGGGAGUUGAUUGAUGGUGUAAAGUUGAAGAAUGAUGGAGUAGAUUCGUGGAGAUGGAUACAUAGUGGAGAUGGUUCAUAUUCGGUAAAGGUGGCGUAUGAUUUUUUAACACCGAAGGUUAGUAUUUUGGAUGGGAAGUGGACUAAAGUUAUUUGGAGUAAAUAUGUUCCUUCUAAAUUAAGUGUUUUUGGGUGGAGAUUAUUUUUGAAUAGGCUGGCCACAAGGGAGAAUUUAUGUAAAAGAGGGAUUGUUUCGUUAGGGGAGGAUGUUGGAUGCGGUUUUUGUCAUGAGGGGGUGGAGCAAUUGCAUCAUAUUUUUUGUGAGUGUAAAGGGGUGUGGAUACUUUGGAUGAAGAUUUUGGAUUGGUGGGGUUUGCAAAGUGUCUUACCAAAUAAUAUAUUUGGGUUGGUGGAGUAUGUGGUGUAUGGAAUAGGUGGGGGACGGUUAAAGGAGUUGGGAGCUCUUAUUUUUUUGGUUGGUGCUUGGUUCGUAUGGUACUGGAGGAAUAUCAAGGUGUUUCAAACUGUUUCUAUGACUGAAGCUCAGUUAUUGGAGUUUAUCCAGGCUAAAUCAUUUCUAUGGCUUAAAAAUAAAAAAUCUGGCUGUGUGUUCUCUUAUACAGAUUGGGUAUCUAACCCUAUGGAUUGUAGGGAAGCCAUUGUUCAAUACCAUAAAGAGUUGAAGAACUACAAGCAGCUUCAACGUCUCAUGUUAUGAUUCCUCAUUUCUGUU